Lingula anatina is the source of this 1725-nucleotide messenger RNA. RefSeq lists its product as uncharacterized. Gene Ontology annotation, molecular function: protein binding. Lineage: Eukaryota; Metazoa; Brachiopoda; Lingulata; Lingulida; Lingulidae. The record is from RefSeq and is a predicted model, not a curated record.
GUAACAAUGAACUCCAUCUUCAUUUGGGGUGCUAGUGAUGAACUUUCAAUCAUGUUUUAUUUCUACUGAUGUAUUAUUUAUAUUCUAGUAUUUUUUUCCACAUGCUCAGGCUUUCAAUUGAGCAAGUAUGGAUUGGAAACUGAUUGGUUUUCUCCUUGUUUUACUCUUAUUGACGAGAAGUGGCUAUGUAGAUUCGGUAGGUGACAGGGACUACCCUGAUGCAGAUAUACCAGGCCCAUGUCAAGGUACCCCUUGUACUUGUAUUUUCACAAAGGAACAAUGGACCAUUGACUGCUCUUGGAGAGAACUGGAUGCAAUACCUAAAUUCAACAUAAACUCUUCAUUCAAUAUUGUAGAGAUUAACCUCUCAGGUGGGUUCUUGACAAAAGUUGAUGAUUAUGCAUUCAAAGGGAUCACCACUCUUAAAGGUCUCAAUUUCAACCAUAAUAACAUCAAUGAUCUUCAACCUUAUGCUUUUUCUGGUGUGGAAGAAACGCUUCAAGAUUUGGAUUUGAGCCACAACUUGCUCUCAAAUGUAAGUGCUCUGCAGGGAUUGAGAAAUAUCAAGUGGCUUUCACUGCGGACAAACAGACUUACCACAACAGGUGCAGAUGUAUUUCACCUUCUUGGGCAAAGGUUGGCAGUGCUGGACCUUUCACAAAACAAACUGGAGAGAUUUCCCCAGUCCUUGAAAUACCUUGAUCAACUUCAAACUCUUCUCCUUAAUUGGAACAAAUUGGAGGUCAUAGAUAAGGAAGUUCUGAAUGGCAUGAAGAAUUUGGAAAACUUGGAAAUUGCAGAGAACAAACUGAAAACACUUCCAGCACAAACCUUCAAAACGUUAGAUCUAUUGUUCCGACUUUCAGUGUCAGGGAAUGAAAUUGAAGAAAUUUCCCCACAAGCAUUCUAUGGAUUGGAUUAUAACCUAAGGCAGAUUGAUUUAAGUUUCAACCACCUGAAAAGACUUCAAUUUUGUGCCUUUAGAGGGCUGCAGCUUUUGGAAGUUCUGGCCCUGAAUGGUAACCCAUUUAUAUGCGACUGUCAACUAAUAUGGUAUCGUAAUGCACGACUGCCACAUGCACCAUUCCCUGCAGCAACAUGCGCUGAACCUAAUGAAUACAGUGGACUUCUUAUCAAUAGCUUCCCACAUGAUGACUGUUCUAUACAGGACAUGUAUUUGUGGGGCAUGCCUUGCACUGAGAAGGGUUCCUUACCCAUUGGAUCCACAUCACAAGUUACCUCUCGCCCCACUGGCUCUCUGGGUGGCCCUACUGGUGAUACAAAGGUGACAAUAAGUCCUUUAAUGUCAUCAUCAGGCAGCUUCAGCCUUCUCAGCCUUGUUUACAUUGCCUUAGCAAUUGCAGUGCUUUCAGUUUUUUUCACCAUAGUGUUUGCUGUUGUGGUCUGUAGGCGCUUGAAAAAGUGUUCAGCAACUCUCAAGGCCCAUGCCAAGAGAUUGGAAAUGCCAUCAAACAAAGGCGCCCAUGUGCAUUUUAAUGCUGCCGCCUGUGAGAGCACAAUAGAAAUCAAUGCUCUGGAGGGGUAUGAACAAGUGAGGGAUGAGGGCUAUAAUUAUAUUAACCCUUACGGUCCUACUUAUGAAACAAUUCCUAUUGCAAAUACAUUCACAAAUCGCAUGAAUUCAUUCACAAAUCAUAAUCAUGCAACUUGAGAGGAGACUUGUAAAAGAGAAUGGGCCUUUUUAAUCUUUUUACUGUAAAAACU